Nanorana parkeri is the source of this 2531-nucleotide messenger RNA. RefSeq names its product NFKB repressing factor (gene NKRF). The transcript is spliced from 3 exons. NCBI's taxonomy places the organism in Eukaryota, Metazoa, Chordata, Amphibia, Anura, Dicroglossidae. Gene Ontology annotation, molecular function: nucleic acid binding. Gene Ontology annotation, cellular component: nucleoplasm; nucleolus. The record is from RefSeq and is a predicted model, not a curated record. Bases 1 to 2412 code for a protein of 803 amino acids.
AUGGCCUCACCGAUGGAGUACGGCCUCGGUAUGGAAAAGCCGAUGUGUCUGGAGGAGUUCCGCCACUACCAUGAGACUGACAAGCAGUGGAUGUCCCGUAGAGAGUUCCUGACCCGUCAUGUCCACCUCUACCCCGGGCGGAAGAUGGACCAACUCAUCGCCCUGUCUGUGGUUUGGAGCAACGUUGUCUUCAUAGGAAACCGUUAUGGAGAGCAGCUCACUCAGAAAGUUCACCAGAUGGCUGAGGGAAUUGAUGUUGGAGAGAUGCCAUCCUUUGAGCUUGUUCCUGGUGCCAAAGCUGCAAAACGACCCAGUUCAUCAGAAGGCGAUGUACAACCGUCAAAGAAAAAGUUUGGACCGCGGCCACGUUUUGAACCAGUGCAUUUUGUAGUCAGCACAGUGGAGGAGGACAAAGUUUUCCAAAAAACACGGGAAACAAAUGAAAACUUGGACAGACAGAAACAGCGGGACGACAUUCAUCCCUCAGAUGUCGAGUCCCAGUCAUUCGCUGUGUGCGUCACUGCCAGUGACCAUUCAGAUGCAGAAGAGAACACUGAAGUAGAGUUGGGUGGUCAUCCCUAUAUAUAUGACUCAAAUGACACAAACGAACAGAAUAAGAAUGAAUCUGGCAAUUAUAUGACCAAACUGGAACAAGACUACUCUGCAAAAUUUGAAUCCCACCAUUCAUCUUUGGGCAAAGAUUUUCGAUCGAAUGUUCUUAAUAGCUGGAAGACUGUAAGCCAGCAAGGGAGAAAAGGCAUUGGUUUUGUAAAACCACUAAAAAAGACUGGCAGGACUGGAAACGAAAAGCGAAGUGGUGCAAACUAUUUCAUGGCCCGUGCAGUACAUUCUUUAGAUAAAUCCGGCUUUAUUGGGCAACUUUCCGCAAUUGUGAAGCAGAAGUUGGUAAAUCCUAAAAUGGCUUCAGAUAGCAAACACAUUAACUUCACCCAUGCAUUAACGCAGAGCAUUCAGGCAUGUAAAACCAAUCCAGAAUAUAUUUAUGUGCCUAUUAAAGAUCUUCCUCCUGGCAGCGUCCCAAAACAUAAGAAAGUCCCCCCUGAUGGCUAUGCUUGCGAGGUCAGGUGCCAAGAUGUGUACUUAGCUACUGGAUAUUCAUGGAGCAAAAUUGGGGCCAGAGAUCGGGCUGCUGAAUUGGCCAUACAGCUUUUACAAAAGCCUAUGGUGGAUGUUGCCACUGUGCAACGAAAGUGUGGACGUGGGUACCGCGAUGACGUGGUGGCUUGCUCAAGUGACACUUGCAUGAAUGACUUCCCUCCAGCCCUAAAGCAAGACGAUAAUUCUGUAAAUGACAGCGGUCCGUCAAGCCAGCAGUUUUCCGAGGCUUCUAAAGGGACUUCAUCUAGACCAUGGUCCCAGUUUAUCCUUACUGAAAAUGCUUGCGAUGCAAUAGGCAUUCUGAACAAUUCGGCGACUUUUAACAAAAUGACAGUCGACUACAAGUAUGAGACGAUGCCCAACAAUAUGUGGCGUUGCUGUGUGUAUGUGCAAGAUCAUUUUAUAGCCGAUGGAUAUGGGAAUAAAAAGAACAGCAAACAUGCAGCAGCUGAGUCAGCAGUAAAAGUGCUAAAGGCGAUGCAUCCUAACUCGCAAAGGACCAUCAGUGCAACAAACCAAGGCGUCAGUGUUACAAGAGAACUGAAAGACAUUGUGGUGUAUGAGAAUGCCUCAAAUCCUGUAUGUACAUUAAAUGACACUGCUCAGUUUAACAAGGUUAAUAUAGAAUAUGUCUUUGAGAGGGCACCGGGACUGAACUGGAAGUGUAAGGUUCUCAUACAACAACAGUUUGUAGCGGAAGCUGUUGGUAUUAAGAAAACUGUAAAACAUGAUGCUGCAGAGGCGGCUGUGAACGUAUUAAAGAGAACCCAGCCCGUGGUGGUUAACAAUCUGAAAAAAGGUCCCGUUGAAGAUGCCAUUUCUCGAAAUCGGAUAAGAGGGCUGUCCAACGACGAGGCGUAUAAACAGCACAUCAAAGAGGACAAUAUUGGAAACCAGCUGCUACGAAAGAUGGGAUGGACUGGUGGGGGUUUGGGCAAAGGAGGGGAAGGAAUAGCUGAGCCUAUUUCUGUUAAAGAGCAGUUUAGUCGGGAGGGGCUUGGCCUAGCAACAACUAAUCAAAAGAUCACCAAAAGAGACAUUGAACAGAUGAUAAGAAACUAUGCAGGCUCCUGUAAUCAGGACGAUCUUACGUUCUCUAGGGAGCUGACCAAUGAGGAACGAAAAUACAUUCAUCAGAUAUCUCAGAAAUAUGGUCUGAAAAGCAAGUCUCAUGGACAAGGUACUGAGAGAUUCUUGGUUGUAAGUAGGAAAAGAAGCAGACAAGAUCUUCUGUAUCAGCUGAAACAAGAAGGGCAGGUUGGAUCUUAUGCGCUUGUUAUGCCCCACAAUUGACGUUCCCUUCCUUGUUGAGUUCAAACUAAGGUUGUAUUGUAUACAUCAGAGCACAGUGUAUCCUAUUGUCUGGUUAUAAGAACUGAAUAAAUGGCUCCUACUUAUUUUAAUUUACUGAU